GCAUGCUUGUCCUGCAUCCAGUGACUCUGGGAAUUUAUCUUCAGCUUUUCUUCUGCUUCACCGUGUCUCAGCCCACUUUCCUCACCGGCGUGCUCCCGAUUUCAGCAGCAGCCCUGCCUGGCCUGGAUCAGAAGAGGCGCGGCGGCCCCCGAGCAUGCUGCCUGCUGACGCCCCCGCCGCCCCCGCUGUUCCCGCCACCCUUCUUCCGAGGGGGCCGGGGCCCGCUUCUCUCCCCAGACAUGAGGAAUCUCGUCCUGGAACUGGAGACGGCGCAGUCCCCGUGUGCGCAGGGAUCACUCAGCUCAUCUGGGCCUCCGGGCCCCCAGGGCCCGCCCGGGCUUCCUGGCAAGACUGGACCAAAGGGAGAGAAGGGGGAGCUUGGUCGACCAGGAAGGAAGGGCAGACCCGGACCCCCAGGAGUUCCUGGCAUGCCUGGGCCUGUUGGCUGGCCUGGCCCUGAAGGCCCCAGGGGUGAAAAAGGUGACCUGGGUCUGAUGGGCUUGCCAGGGUCAAGAGGACCAAUGGGCUCCAAGGGCUACCCUGGAUCCAGAGGGGAAAAGGGAUCCAGAGGUGAAAGGGGUGACUUGGGUCCCAAAGGAGAAAAGGGUUUCCCAGGAUUUCCUGGAAUGUUGGGGCAGAAAGGAGAAAUGGGGCCGAAAGGCGAGCCUGGGCUCACCGGCCACCGGGGGCCCACAGGCAGACCAGGGAAACGAGGCAAGCAGGGGCAGAAAGGAGAUAGCGGCGUGACAGGCCCCCCAGGCAAACCUGGGCCUUCUGGUCCACCUGGCCGUCCGGGUCUCCCAGGCCCCCCAGGUCCCCCCUCCGCAGGACAACUUGUGAUGGGACCCAAGGGGGAAAGAGGAUUUCCUGGGCCCCCAGGAAGAUGUCUUUGUGGACCCCCCAUGAAUGUGAAUAACCCUUCCUACGGGGAGUCUGUGUACGGGCCCAGCUCCCCACGAGUUCCUGUGAUCUUUGUGGUCAACAACCAGGAGGAACUGGAGAGGCUGAACACCCAGAACGCCAUCGCCUUCCGCAGAGACCAGAGGUCCCUGUACUUCAAGGACAGCUUUGGCUGGCUCCCCGUCCAGGUACCCAAGCUGACACCUGUCCACCCUCGGGACUACCCUGGAGACCACCGCAGCUCCUGCGGGGACGGGGUCCUGCAGUCGGGGGAGGAGUGUGACGACGGGAACACAGACGCGGGCGACGGCUGCAUCCGCUGCCGCCGGGCCUACUGCGGAGAUGGCCACCGACACCGGGGCGUGGAGGACUGCGACGGCACUGACUUCGGCCACCUGACCUGCGAGACCUAUCUCCCCGGGUCGUACGGAGACCUGCGCUGCACGCCGUACUGCUUCAUCGACUCCACGCCCUGCCGCUACUUCACCUGAGGGCCCCCAGGAGGAGGCGGCGCCCUGCAGCGCCGCCAGCAGCUUUUCUGCUCUCAGCAGACUGACUGACCUCGCCCCGACCUGGUCCAGUGUCCACCGCCUUCGUGCCACAGAAACAAGGGCAAACUCUCGCUGCUAAGACAAGCUUGUAACGCAGGCCGAAUGCAGGAACCGAGGACCCCCGCGCCCUGUCUUCACCGCCAAACCCCGGCCUCCACCCCGCGCCCAGCGUGACCUUGCGGCGGGACGAAUAUACAUGUCCGCAGGGCGCUUUGCCUUCCCGACGUGGCAGACUUGGCUCCGCACUGUUAGGCUCACACAGACUGUUUGCUCCCGUCCGCGGGGGGUGGUCCGGGGGCGCAGCCUCUCGGCCCCCGUGACCUCUGGAAACGCAGGCAUCUCCCCGGCCGCUGGCGGGGGGGCUCCCCGGGCCUGGGAACCACCGGGUAGGGAGACGGGUUCUCUGGAGGUGGCCCCAGACCUUGGCCCGCUGAGACAUUCCCCGCGCCCCCCCGCCCCGCCCCUGAGCUGGCCACAGCCUCAGGCGGAGGCCUUCGCUAGGCAAGCGCCCCAAAUGUGA
This is a messenger RNA of Budorcas taxicolor (takin), 1971 nucleotides long. It is a transcript of the gene COLQ, whose product is annotated as collagen like tail subunit of asymmetric acetylcholinesterase. Gene Ontology annotation, molecular function: heparin binding. The record is from RefSeq and is a predicted model, not a curated record. Bases 3 to 1391 code for a protein of 462 amino acids. NCBI's taxonomy places the organism in Eukaryota, Metazoa, Chordata, Mammalia, Artiodactyla, Bovidae. The transcript is spliced from 17 exons.